UUUACCCCUCUUUGCGUGCCAGAAAAAUAGGUUUUAGCUCAAAGCCAUAAACCCUGAUUCACAUCCCAUAAUCCCCGGUAAAAUCCUCCCUGAUGGCUUUGAGAGCGGUGGCGACGAUGGCGAUGGCUGCCCGGGUGUCUCCAAGGGGGUCUAUACGACAUUUCUCGAUAGCUUCACCUAAUUCCUUCAUGCCGCCGCCUAUUGCGGCGAUGGGGAACGGUGAAGGAACCCCUGGUCGAGAGCAAGCUCCUCCUAGCACUAACCUCUUUGUCUCCGGUCUUAACAAGCGCACUACUACAGAGAAGCUUCGGGAAGCCUUUUCUCCCUUUGGACGAGUAAUUGAUGCUAGAGUGGUGACUGAUCGGGUAUCCGGAUAUUCCAAGGGAUUUGGUUUUGUAAGAUAUGCCACCAUUGAAGAGGCUGAGAAAGGAAGAGUGGGAAUGGAUGGCAAGUUCCUGGACGGUUGGGUUAUAUUUGCCGAGUAUGCAAGACCUCGGCCAGAACGCACUCCGUGACAGAACAACAUGACUAAUUCAAAUACCUAUAACUCAUAGGACUUGAAUGACUCAAAUAAUUCUGCAACAUGCAUUCUCAUUCUUUCGGGUUUAGACACCUAUUAUGUGCUUCUAGAAAAAGGAAAUUAAGUACGAAGUUGUCAUGUUAGACUUGAACUUGCUAUAAUGUGAUGAACUGAGAUAUAUUAUUCAUGAAUAUUCUGAAAAUCAAAUCCUUUGAAUUAGAUAA
Messenger RNA from Hibiscus syriacus, 744 nucleotides. RefSeq names its product organelle RRM domain-containing protein 2, mitochondrial-like. Gene Ontology annotation, biological process: mitochondrial mRNA modification. Gene Ontology annotation, cellular component: mitochondrion. The record is from RefSeq and is a predicted model, not a curated record. Gene Ontology annotation, molecular function: RNA binding. The coding region runs from base 93 to 515 and encodes 140 amino acids. The transcript is spliced from 4 exons. Lineage: Eukaryota; Viridiplantae; Streptophyta; Magnoliopsida; Malvales; Malvaceae.